AUGCGUCAAAAUCUGGUUCGACCAACCCUAACUGAAAUAACUCCGUUAUUACAGGACAUUAACAAUAAAAGAGGAAAUACAUAUGCAAUUGUAGAUUUUUCCGACGUCGCUGACCAUGAUACUAAAGAUUACAAGAGCAUUGACAACCUUGGGAAGAGUGCGGCCGAGAUAAGAGCUUCUCGUUGGAAAACCGUUAAAGCCAUUGCACAAUUGGUGUUGUUGUUUUGCGUGGCGCUUGGUUUCAUGUAUAUCUCUGUACAACUCUUAUUACCUCCGAUAGAACCAGAUAAACGUGAUCUCUUGAAAUUGCCUACAAACAUUGAGGAACUCCAGGCCUUAAAGGAAUUGUUGAGUUCCUAUAUGGAUAAAUUCUACCCCAGAGUAUUGGCUGCCUUCAUUAUACUAUACAUUUUCUUGCAAACCUUUUCGAUACCGGGAAGUAUGUGGUUAUCAAUAUUGGGUGGUGCAUUAUUUGGCUUACCAGUUGCACUACCGGUCGUGUGCACAUGUUGCGCGAUUGGUUCCACUUGUUGCUAUCUACUAUCCCAAAAAUUCGGCAAAACAUUCGUGAAAGAACGAUACGCCGAGAAACUAGAUCAACUUGCAAUCCAUAUACAAGCACAUUCCAGCAAUCUUCUCAAUUACAUAAUCGUACUCCGUCUUGCACCAUUUCCACCAAACUGGUUCGCCAAUCUGGCUGCGCCCCACGUCGGUAUCCCAUUGAAAACUUUUAUGCUUGGCACGUUCUUUGGGGUUGCCGGACCCUCGGUGAUUCACGUACAAGCCGGUGAAACAAUAAAUACGAUGGCGAAUUCCUCGAGCUUCCACAUGUUUACCGUGGAGAAUGUGUGUGCACUGGUGUUAAUUGGGCUUGCUGUGUUGAUUCCGGUGUUUUUGAGACGACGUGUUGAACAGAAAGCGAAACGUGAAGCUUUAAAGAAUGGGCUAUUAUUGCCGUCAUCCUGA
This is a messenger RNA of Ambispora leptoticha, 966 nucleotides long. Lineage: Eukaryota; Fungi; Glomeromycota; Glomeromycetes; Archaeosporales; Ambisporaceae. The record is from the annotation of a GenBank genome assembly.